This is a messenger RNA of Salvelinus sp. IW2-2015, 1814 nucleotides long. Its product is annotated as paired box protein Pax-7. Gene Ontology annotation, biological process: anatomical structure development; regulation of transcription by RNA polymerase II. The record is from RefSeq and is a predicted model, not a curated record. Lineage: Eukaryota; Metazoa; Chordata; Actinopteri; Salmoniformes; Salmonidae. Gene Ontology annotation, molecular function: RNA polymerase II cis-regulatory region sequence-specific DNA binding; DNA-binding transcription factor activity, RNA polymerase II-specific.
ACAACGCGCGCCAAAGUUGGCCACUUAUACUACUUUCAACCAGCAAGCAGACGUUAAAACUAGCGGAUAACGUAUAUCAAGGUAAAGAAUUAAAUAAACUUUGCCCAUUUACACAUUUGAGUUCAAGGUGCAUCCCCUCCCUUUACACUGCACAAAACCCUUUACUAAAGGGGUCUUCUUUUACCUCACCAACUCACCAACCAGGUGACGAACAUCACCACUUUUGCUGUUGGAGGGGUUUAACUAUUUAGGAGUUUCUCUGACUGGGACUACGAUUUUAUUGUCUGCUUUUUAUCCUUUUGAGAGGAGACAUUUCGUCACAUCCUGUCGGCUUAGACCUACAUUUUCUUGUCUGGACUUUGCACGAGUAAGAAUUUGGUACCAGUGCCCACUCGGUGUUGCUUCAGUAGCUAGAAUGGCUACUUUACCAGGAACAGUGCCUCGAAUGAUGCGCCCUGCGCCAGGCCAGAACUACCCCCGCACGGGAUUCCCUCUGGAAGUAUCAACCCCCCUGGGCCAAGGUCGGGUGAACCAGCUCGGUGGAGUGUUCAUCAACGGGAGGCCGCUGCCAAAUCAUAUCAGACACAAGAUAGUAGAGAUGGCCCACCAUGGCAUCCGACCCUGCGUAAUCUCGCGACAGCUACGAGUUUCCCAUGGUUGUGUCUCCAAAAUCCUCUGUCGGUACCAGGAGACCGGUUCGAUUCGUCCCGGGGCAAUAGGAGGCAGCAAGCCUAGGCAGGUAUCAACUCCGGAUGUGGAGAAGCGGAUUGAGGAGUACAAGCGAGAAAACCCCGGGAUGUUCAGUUGGGAGAUCCGGGACAAGCUGCUGAAGGACGGGGUGUGCGACAGAAGCACUGUUCCUUCAGGUGAGGCUUCUGUGAGCUCCAUCAGCCGAGUUCUGAGGGCCCGAUUCGGCAAGAAAGAUGAUGACGACGAUAGUGAUAAGAAGGAUGAAGACGGGGAAAAGAAAACAAAGCAUAGCAUCGAUGGCAUUCUCGGUGAUAAAGGUAAUCGUACAGACGAGGGUUCAGACGUGGAGUCGGAGCCGGACCUUCCCUUGAAGAGGAAGCAGCGUCGAAGCCGCACCACCUUCACAGCCGAGCAGCUGGAGGAGCUGGAGAAGGCCUUUGAGAGGACACACUACCCAGACAUCUACACCAGGGAAGCUGUCUCUUAUACACAUCUAGAUUUCUUUUCCCUCCAGGUGUGGUUCAGCAACAGAAGGGCCAGAUGGCGCAAGCAGGCAGGAGCCAAUCAGCUGGCUGCCUUCAACCACCUGUUACCUGGAGGCUUCCCGCCCACGGGGAUGCCCAGCCUACCUACCUACCAGCUACCUGAGUCCUCGUACCCCGGCACUACACUGUCACAGGAUGGCAGCAGUACGUUGCAUCGGCCCCAGCCCCUGCCUCCGUCCUCAAUGCACCAGGGAGGACUCUCUGACGGCAGCUCCGCCUACGGCCUCUCGUCCAAUCGCCACAGCUUCUCCAGCUACUCAGACACCUUCAUGAGCCAAUCAGCUGCCAGCAACCACAUGAACCCGGUCAGCAACGGCCUCUCCCCACAGGUGAUGAGCAUCCUGAGUAACCCCAACGCCGUGCCCUCCCAGUCCCAGCAUGACUUCUCCAUCUCCCCCCUCCACGGCAGCCUGGAGUCCUCCAACCCCAUCUCAGCCAGCUGCAGCCAGCGCUCUGACUCCAUCAAGGGGGUGGACAGCCUGGCCUCCUCCCAGUCCUACUGUCCCCCCACCUACAGUGCCACCAGCUACAGUGUGGACCCCGUCACCGCCGGAUACCAGUACAGUCAGUAUGGACAGA